UAGUAGUGGAAAACUUUUCCAGUCUCCAAUAUAAGUUUUCCUAAUGGGGGAAAGGAAAUAAAGGAAUGGUGGCAGGGAGAGUUCCAGGAAAAGCUAUAAAUUACAAGGCUCCUAUUCUUUCCCAGAUCCUGACUUAACAGAAGGAAAGAAAUGUAAAAAUGUACUCAGCCAGAAGGGAAUGCCCACAUCCUUGUUUUUGUCCUCUGUUGGACAGCUCAGCCAACAUUAGCUUUUAUGAAACACAAUGGAUACAGCAAGCCACAGCCUGAUCCUCCUGCAACAACUCAACAUGCAGCGAGAAUUCGGCUUUCUUUGUGACUGCACAGUUGCAAUUGGAGAUGUCUACUUCAAAGCUCAUCGAGCUGUCCUGGCUGCUUUUUCCAACUAUUUUAAGAUGAUAUUCAUUCAUCAGACAAGGUAAGCCAGUGUCCUUUUUUGAAGAACAUUUAAGACUCAUGUUGACUUUUUGAUGGGAGCUUCAGAAAUAAUUGUUCUCAUGUGAUUUUUAGCAUUUUAUUUGCUGGC
This is a messenger RNA of Notechis scutatus (mainland tiger snake), 525 nucleotides long. The record is from RefSeq and is a predicted model, not a curated record. Lineage: Eukaryota; Metazoa; Chordata; Lepidosauria; Squamata; Elapidae.